AUGGCCAUGGCCUCGCCAGCACACAAACCACGCCGGAGGAGAAAGAUUGAAGAAGGCUCCCUCGCGCACGUGAAUCACGGGACACUCGAUCUCGAUGAAUCUACCAACGUACGAAAACCGGCCUUUCCGCUCGUUGCAUUCCUCUGGCCCGCGAAGGGUACUGUGUCGCAAUGGGUCACGAUUCCUCUGGUGCUGAUGGUCGUGGGGUUGUUCCGAUGGACCACCAGCUUAUGGGGCUACUCUGGCUUCCAGUCGCCGCCAAUGCACGGGGACUUUGAAGCGCAGCGUCACUGGAUGGAGAUUACGAAGCAUUUGCCCGUGUCUCAAUGGUACUUCUAUGACCUGCAAUGGUGGGGACUGGACUACCCUCCACUUACGGCAUACCAUAGCUGGAUCCUAGGCAUCAUUGGCUCUGCAAUCAACCCCGAAUGGUUCGAGCUCUACGAGUCGCGAGCUCUCGACGAUCCCUCCCUCAAGGUCUUCAUGCGUGCGACUGUCUUCGUUUCCGAAUAUCUCGCCUACAUACCCGCGGUCGUCAUCUUCCUUCGCCGUUACUCCCGCCUCGAGGGCGUCAACAUCUGGGAGGCCUCAAUUGCCCUGGUAGCAAUCCUUAUGCAGCCUGCGACCAUUCUGAUCGACCAUGGACAUUUCCAAUACAAUACGGUCAUGCUUGGGUUUGCAGUCGCAACCAUGUCGAGCAUGAUAGCUGGCAGGCCUCUGUGGGGCUGCGUCUUCUUCGUCGGUGCGCUGGGCUUCAAGCAGAUGGCGCUAUUCUACGCGCCAGCCGUCUUUGCUUACCUGCUCGGCAUAUGUCUGUUUCCAAGGAUCAAUAUCGUGCGGUUCCUUGCCAUUGCUUUGACCACAGUGGCCGCGUUCGCUGUCUUGUAUCUGCCAUUCAUGCUGGGCGUUGCGUAUGAUGUCUACGAGGGCAUCGCGUACGACAAGCUUCCUCUACCGCCUCUCAUGGAGUCUUUGCCAAUGGACUGGGACGCGCAGGCCUGGUACUACCCAUUCGCUUUGCAGCUGGCGCAGUCUGUCCAUCGUAUCUUCCCAUUCUCGCGCGGUCUUUUUGAAGACAAAGUCGCCAACAUCUGGUGCACCGUCCACACUUUCCACAAGCUCCAUCGAUACCCUAUCGAACUCCUCCAGCGCUUGGCUCUGGGUGCAACCUCAGCAGCUAUACUGCCGCCAUGUCUGAUCAUAUUCUUCAAGCCCAAGAGGUCACUACUGCCUCUUGCUUUUGCGGCUGUUUCCUGGGGCUUCUUCCUUUGCUCGUAUCAGGUUCACGAGAAAAACGUAUUGCUUCCAUUGCUGCCCAUGACGCUUCUUUUAAGUGGCAAAGAGGGAUUGUUACCAUCUACUCGCGCUUGGGUCGGACUAGCCAACAUGCUCGGUGUCUGGACUAUGUACCCGCUGCUCAAGAGAGACGAACUUCGCGUUCCAUACUUUGUCAUCUCCCUCCUCUGGGCCUACCUAGUUGGCUUGCCCCCAGUGUCCUUCUCGGCAUAUCACGAAGGAAGCCGGAGUGGACUCAAUCUGAUCAGCAAGAUACUCCACCUCAACAUCUACAUGGCCAUGGUCGGCUGGCACGUUGCGGAGGCCUUCUUUCCGCCUCCUGCCGACAAGCCGGAUCUCUGGAUCGUCGCAAAUGCUAUUGUCGGGACCGGCGGAUUCGGCCUGUGCUACCUUUGGUGCUUGUGGCGAUUGAUUGCUAAGAGCGAACUUUUUGGCGCUGCCAAGAGCAAGACGUUGUAG
Messenger RNA from Parastagonospora nodorum SN15, 1755 nucleotides. RefSeq lists its product as hypothetical. Gene Ontology annotation, biological process: protein N-linked glycosylation. The transcript has 2 exons. Gene Ontology annotation, molecular function: dolichyl pyrophosphate Man9GlcNAc2 alpha-1,3-glucosyltransferase activity. Lineage: Eukaryota; Fungi; Ascomycota; Dothideomycetes; Pleosporales; Phaeosphaeriaceae. The record is from RefSeq and is a predicted model, not a curated record. Gene Ontology annotation, cellular component: endoplasmic reticulum membrane. The coding region runs from base 1 to 1755 and encodes 584 amino acids.